Penicillium taxi is the source of this 210-nucleotide messenger RNA. RefSeq lists its product as uncharacterized. NCBI's taxonomy places the organism in Eukaryota, Fungi, Ascomycota, Eurotiomycetes, Eurotiales, Aspergillaceae. The transcript has a single exon. The record is from RefSeq and is a predicted model, not a curated record. Bases 1 to 210 code for a protein of 69 amino acids.
AUGUCGUCGCGUCAAAAAGGUCCCUCCUCGCCAUCCGUUGCUUCAUUUAGUGCAUCUAAGCCAUUCGAGAGCAACUUUCUGCAUCGAUAUUUGACACAUAUAGCUAUCCAAAUCCUUAAGCGUAUUCGACCUCGACAAGGAAACGUUCUCCUGUUAACGGACGAAAUAUGCGUCAAGUAUGGGCGCCGUGUUCAUUUAUCAGAGGCAUAA